CUCCUACUCCGACCACCUCACUAAAUAUAUUGUUCCCAUCAUCAUGUCUUUCGUCAAACAUUGAGUUUCUCUCUCUUUCUCAUUUGUUUCUCAGAGACACACACAUAGCCUAAGCCAAAUUAGCCACAUAAUACCUACCUAUUCUCAUUGAAAUGAAACGCCAGCAUUGUUUUUCAAUAAAAUAAUUGCAUGACUGCAACACACCAUAAUAAUUGACUCAUUCGGGUUUACGAAAAGACAGACAAGCAUUAAUUGCAUUUAGCGAUCCUUGGACUAUUUUCAGUUUUCACCAGAGCACUGUAUGAACUACUGUCUAAGAGAAAGAAAAAGCUGUUGUUCUUAGACCAACAAAGAGGUUGAAGAGCAAAGAGAAAAGGAUUAUGGAGGAUUUGUGGACUAUAUUCUGUGGGGAGUCUGGUUGUUCAGACAGUAGUGGAAAGCCAUGCAGUUCUGAUUUUGUGUUUUUAAGCAAUCCCUCAUCAUGUAUUAAUCACAUGUUGAUCAUUUGCUUCGAUAUCUUGCUCUUGGCCCUGCUUAUAUUCAAUAUGGUUCAGAAGUCAUCAUCUAAAUCAUCUGUGGUUCCAGCUCGAUUUCAAGGAUUUUCAAAUUUGCAGAUAUUUUCUGCAGUUUUCAAUGGAUGUGUUGGAUUCGUUUACUUGUGCUUUGGCAUUUGGAUUUUGGAGGAGAAAUUGAGGAAAAUGAAGACUGCUUUACCUCUUGACGGGUGGUUACUACAGUUGUUUCAAGGGUUCACAUGGUUGUUGGUGAGUUUAGCUGUGAGUCUUCAGGGAAAAAAGCUUCCAAGAGGACCAUUAAGGCUAUUGAGCAUUCUUGCCUUUUUGUUUGCUGUAAUCGUCUGCGCUCUAUCUCUGUCUGGUGCCAUUUUAAAGAAAGAAGUAUCAAUUAAGGCAGCAUUAGAUAUCCUGUCUUGUCCAGGAGCUAUAUUGUUGCUGUUCUGUACGUACAAGGGGUAUAAAUAUGAAGCAAGUGACCAAAGUAUCAGUGAAAGUACUCUUUAUACCCCUUUAAAUGGUGAGGCCAGUGGCAUAAGUAAAAGUGAUUCUGUUUGCCCUGUUACUACCUUUGCCAAAGCUGGAUUCUUUAGUAGAUUUUCUUUUUGGUGGAUGAAUUCAUUGAUGAAAAAGGGCAGGGAGAAAACUCUUGAGGAUGAAGAUAUACCAAAAUUGCGCAAGGCAGAUCAAGCAGAAAGUUGCUAUUUGUUGUUCUUGGAGCAACUUAACAAACAGAAGCAAAAGGAACCGACUUCCCAACCAUCGAUUCUGAGGACAAUAAUUAUUUGCCAUUGGAAAGAGAUCCUUAUUUCUGGAUUCUUUGCUUUGUUAAAGAUACUUACGCUAUCUGCUGGUCCUUUAGUUCUGAAUGCCUUUAUAUUGGUUGCUGAGGGAAAAGAAAGUUUCAAGUAUGAAGGCUAUGUAUUGGCAAUAACACUUUUCUUCUCAAAGAGCAUAGAAUCCCUAGCUCAAAGGCAGUGGUACUUCCGCUGCAGGCUUAUUGGUCUGAAAGUGAGGUCUUUGCUCACAGCUGCCAUUUACAAGAAACAACUGAGAUUAUCCAAUGCUGCUAGGUUGACGCAUUCAGGAGGGGAGAUCAUGAAUUAUGUUACUGUGGAUGCUUAUAGGAUUGGCGAGUUCCCAUUUUGGUUCCAUCAAACUUGGACAACAAGCCUUCAGCUCUGUAUUGCGUUAGUUAUUCUUUAUCGUGCAGUGGGGCUAGCAACAAUUGCAUCUUUGGUGGUGAUAGUUCUCACCGUGCUUUGCAAUGCUCCACUUGCAAAGUUACAGCAUGAAUUUCAAAGUAAGCUUAUGGCUGCACAGGAUGAGAGACUGAAGGCUAGUACCGAGGCUCUUAUCAACAUGAAGGUGUUAAAAUUAUAUGCGUGGGAAAAACAUUUCAAAAAUGCAAUUGAAAAUUUAAGGAAGGUGGAGUACAAAUGGUUAUCAGCAGUGCAGUUACGAAAAGCAUAUAAUAGCUUUCUCUUUUGGACGUCUCCUGUGUUGGUCUCUGUUGCAACCUUUGGAGCAUGCUAUUUUCUCAAAGUUCCUCUACAUGCAAAUAACGUUUUCACUUUUGUAGCAACUUUACGCCUUGUUCAGGAUCCCAUUAGAUCUAUUCCUGAUGUUAUUGGGGUGGUCAUUCAAGCAAGGGUUGCAUUUACACGUAUCUUGAAAUUUCUCGAGGCACCAGAGCUGCAGAGCACAAAUAUACAGAGGAAGACCAAUGUGGACAGUGUAAAUGACACCAUUUUAAUCAAGUCUGCCAAUUUCUCAUGGGAAGAGAAUUCAUCAAAGCCGACGCUGAAAAACAUAAAUCUGGAGAUUAGACCAGGACAAAAGGUGGCUAUAUGUGGAGAAGUUGGCUCAGGCAAAUCAACCCUUCUUGCAGCAAUUCUUGGUGAAGUUCCACUCAUUCAGGGAACUACUCAAAUUUAUGGGAAGAUUGCCUAUGUUUCUCAAACGGCAUGGAUCCAGACAGGGACGAUACAAGAAAACAUUUUGUUUGGGUCUGAAAUGGACAGUCAAAGGUACAGAGAAACACUUGAAAGGUGUUCACUGGUAAAGGACCUUGAGUUGCUUCCCUAUGGUGAUCUCACUGAAAUAGGGGAGAGAGGAGUUAAUCUGAGCGGUGGUCAAAAGCAGCGAAUUCAACUUGCUCGUGCUCUUUAUCAAAAUGCUGAUAUAUACCUCAUGGAUGAUCCAUUUAGUGCUGUUGAUGCACAAACUGCCACAAGCUUAUUCAAUGAUUAUGUUAUGGAAGCACUUUCUGGGAAGACAGUUUUACUUGUAACCCACCAAGUUGAUUUCCUGCCUGCAUUUGAUUCUGUUCUGUUGAUGUUAGACGGGGAAAUCCUACAAGCAGCUCCUUAUCAUCAAUUAUUGGCCUUAAGCCAAGAAUUUCGGGAUCUUGUCAAUGCACAUAAAGAGACUGCUGGUUCUGAUAGGCUUGCAGAUGUUACUGCUGCCCAGGGAGUUGGAACAGUUGCGAGAGAUAUCAGGAAGACUUAUGUAGAGAAGCAAUUUAAAGGAUCUAAAGGAGACCAAUUGAUCAAGCUAGAGGAGAAAGAAAUUGGAGACACGGGAUUUAGACCUUAUCUACAAUAUCUAAAUCAGAACAAGGGGUUCUUGUACUUCUCCAUGGCCAGUCUUUGUCACAUUAUAUUUGUGACUGGUCAGAUAUCACAGAACUCUUGGAUGGCUGCUAAUGUUGAAAAUCCCAAUGUUAGCACAUUGCGGUUGAUAACGGUUUACUUGCUGAUUGGAAUUUCCUCAACACUAUUUUUGCUAGGUCGGUCACUUUUUUCAGUUGUUUUGGGUCUUCAAUCAUCAAAAUCUUUAUUUUCACAGCUACUUAACUCCCUCUUUCGUGCACCAAUGGCUUUUUAUGACUCCACGCCUCUGGGAAGGAUACUUAGUCGGGUCUCAUCUGAUCUGAGUAUCGUCGAUCUUGAUGUCCCUUUCUUCUUUAUCUUUGCUGUGGGGGCUACCACUAAUGCUUAUGCCAAUCUUGGAGUUCUGGCCGUUGUUACCUGGCAAGUUCUGUUUGUCUCCAUACCAAUGCUUUUUCUGGCAAUUCUCUUACAGAGGUAUUAUUUUUCAUCAGCAAAAGAGUUUAUGCGGAUCAAUGGCACAACCAAGUCCUUCGUAGCAAAUCAUUUAUCUGAGUCUCUAGCAGGAGCCAUGACUAUAAGAGCUUUUGAGGAGGAAGACCGAUUCUUUGCAAAGAAUCUUGAACUGAUUGAUAGAAAUGCUAGUCCUUUUUUCCAUAGUUUUGCAGCAAAUGAGUGGUUGAUCCAAAGAUUAGAAACACUUAGUGCAGGUGUUCUUGCCUCUUCAGCACUCUGCAUGGUUUUGCUUCCUCCCGGAACUUUUAGCUCUGGAUUUAUUGGAAUGGCACUUUCUUAUGGUCUUUCAUUAAACAUGUCACUUGUCUUCUCAAUUCAAAAUCAGUGCACUUUAGCAAAUUACAUCAUUUCUGUAGAAAGGCUAAAUCAAUACAUGCAUAUACCUAGUGAGGCUCCUGAAGUAAUAGAAGGGAACCGGCCUCCAACAAAUUGGCCAUCUGUGGGUAAAGUUGAGAUACAUGAUUUGCAGAUUAGAUAUAGGCCUGAUGCACCACUUGUUCUUCGGGGGAUCAGUUGCACAUUUGAGGGAGGGCACAAAAUAGGUAUUGUUGGUAGAACUGGCAGUGGGAAGACCACUCUCAUAGGUGCUCUAUUUCGUCUGGUGGAGCCAGCUGGAGGGAAGAUUAUAGUAGAUGGAAUUGACAUUUCUAUGAUUGGACUUCAUGAUCUUCGCUCGCGUUUUGGUAUAAUACCUCAAGAUCCUACUCUUUUUAAUGGGACUGUGAGAUUCAAUUUGGAUCCCUUGUCUCAACAUUCUGACAAGGAAAUAUGGGAGGUUCUUGAGAAGUGUCAACUGGACGAUGCUGUCAAGGAGAAAGAAACGGGCUUAGACUCCUUAGUUCUGGAAGAUGGAUCAAAUUGGAGCCAGGGGCAACGGCAAUUAUUCUGUUUGGGGCGUGCACUUUUGAGGAGAAGUCGGAUAUUAGUGCUUGAUGAAGCAACUGCAUCAAUUGAUAAUGCAACAGAUACGAUUCUGCAGAAAACAAUCAGGACUGAAUUUGCUGAUUGUACUGUGAUUACAGUGGCCCACAGGAUACCGACAGUGAUGGAUUGCACAAUGGUUCUUGCUAUUAGUGAUGGGAAAAUAGUGGAGUAUGAUGAGCCAAUGAAGUUAAUGAAGAGAGAAGGUUCACUGUUUGGGCAGCUUGUCAAGGAAUACUGGUCUCAUCUUCAGUCUGCAGAAUCACAUUGAAUCACUGAGCUUUUGUUUCUCAGGCUUGGUGACAAUCAAGAUAAAAAAAAAAAAGGUACAAGUAGGAGGUAGGAUGAUAUGGCAAUAUCACUGGGGUUGUAGUCUAUAGAGCGACAAGAAGAGGUUGCAAGGCCACACUUAUAGAAUGUGUAAUGUAACUAGUUGUAUUCAUAUGUCAUGCUUCCUUAUUCCCAAAAGGCAACGAGUUCAUGAGAAAUUCAAAAAGCUCUACCUUUACAAGUUGAAUUCGCCACCUUGAUAUAGACAGUUUUAUUCAACCAUGCACCUUUGUGUUGAUCUCACCUGACCGCAUAGGGUCAUGUAGAAAGCUUUUAGAGCCAGCUAUGCGUUACGGUUGAGCCAGUACAAUGCCAUUUGCGUCCUUCCUAAGUUUCAAAAGACUGAUGAUGUUCUAAUUCAAUGUAACACAAUAACUCCAUUCUGAGUUUAGCAUCGGUUUCAUUUCACAUUGUAUGCAUUGAAGCAACCACAAUGUAGCAAAUAAUAAAAGAUUAUUGUAAGUUAGCUGUACUUGUAUUACUUGCAUGUACUCCAAAUAAAAGUGUCUUACUGUAAAUCUUUUGUACUCC
Molecule: messenger RNA, 5422 nt
Organism: Quercus lobata
Lineage: Eukaryota; Viridiplantae; Streptophyta; Magnoliopsida; Fagales; Fagaceae
Product: ABC transporter C family member 10-like
Exons: 13
Coding region: 381-4832 (1483 amino acids)
Biological process (GO): transmembrane transport
Cellular component (GO): membrane
Molecular function (GO): ABC-type transporter activity; ATP binding; ATP hydrolysis activity
Source: RefSeq, a predicted model, not a curated record